UGAUGUAUCCUCAUCUUUUUUGAUUCUCUUUUUUUUUUUUUGGUCAGUUACACUAUUUCUAUAACCUUUUCUUUUCACAUACUUUUUUUUUAAUCCACACUCCAAAAAAAACAACACGCAUCUUUUGUAAUUUUUAUUUUCUUGCAUAAAAAUAAACAAGCACAUUAUUUAAUAUAAAGUUUCUUUUGUCUUUUCGCUUUUUGUCUUUAUUCAUCAAGCAGCAACAGCAGCAGCAUAAACAGAAGCAGAAGCAGCGGAAACAUCAACCCACUUGCCCUUUCUUUAUUGUCCUCUGCACACGCACACGCACACGCACACACGCGCACAAACACAUUCUCAUUCCAAUUCUCAUUCCCAUUCCCAUUCCCAUUCUCUCAAAGAAACACGCUGCAUUCCUCGACGAUGCUAAAUACAAAACUAGGGGCUAAGCUCCGGGCCAGCAUGGUCCCCAUCCUCAGCCUGCUUGUUCUGCUCCUGGGCACAGUGGCCGGCGAGACAGUCAAAGAGGUGACAACAAGCGACGGCAGCACCCUGGCACUGGGCGGCAACGGGGGGCUCGUGGCCAGCGGCAUCGUAGCUGGAAUAACGCUGAUAGUGCUUGGGUUUUUCUUCAACUACUUUGGGUACAAGCUGUUCAAGAUCCUGGUUUUCUUGGCGGGGUUCUGCGUAGUGGCCGGGCUGGUUCUGUACGCUGAGUACAAGAUCCGCGCGCCUUUGGAGGACGAGAAGGGCCGGCAGCUGUGGUACCUCGGGAUUGCGGCUGUGUUCGGGCUGCUUGGCGGUGGGCUGAUGCUGUUCCUGGUCAACGUGGGCGUUGCGCUGGUUGGCGGGCUGGGUGGGUUUGCGCUGGCGACGUGGAUUCUGUCGAUGAAGACCGGCGGGGUCAUCCACUCGGACGUCGGACGCAUUCUGUUUAUCGUGGCGCUCGUGGUCGUGGGCAUUGUGGCGGCGCUGUUUUUGAAGCGGCCGGCGAUUAUUGUCUCGUCGAGCAUCUGGGGGUCGUACGCGCUGUUUGUGGGCAUCGACUGCUUUGCGAGGACCGGGUUCCAGUACACGGCGCUAAGCUUCCUCAAUGCGCCCGGCGCCGUGUACGAGGCCACGCCGAAGGUGUAUGCCAUGAUUGCCUGCAUGGCUGUUUCAGCGUGUCUGGGCAUCUUUGUGCAGUUCUUCCUCAGCCGCGGCGGCAAGCAAAAGCACACGUUCAUUCCGAUUUGACACAAGCACAGGCCUUGGGGCUUUCCCCUUCAUUAUUUUCCU
Molecule: messenger RNA, 1257 nt
Organism: Kickxella alabastrina
Lineage: Eukaryota; Fungi; Kickxellomycota; Kickxellomycetes; Kickxellales; Kickxellaceae
Exons: 1
Coding region: 403-1215 (270 amino acids)
Cellular component (GO): plasma membrane
Source: RefSeq, a predicted model, not a curated record